Hevea brasiliensis (rubber tree) is the source of this 2105-nucleotide messenger RNA. Its product is annotated as protein indeterminate-domain 5, chloroplastic. NCBI's taxonomy places the organism in Eukaryota, Viridiplantae, Streptophyta, Magnoliopsida, Malpighiales, Euphorbiaceae. Gene Ontology annotation, molecular function: DNA-binding transcription factor activity. Gene Ontology annotation, cellular component: nucleus. The record is from RefSeq and is a predicted model, not a curated record. Bases 241 to 1911 code for a protein of 556 amino acids. The transcript has 4 exons.
AUAUAUAUAUAUAUAUAUAUUAUAAAAACAACUUCUCAGAGAGCAGAGAAGCAAAAUACGUCUAAAGAGUGCUUGUUUUCUUCUCUUCAUCUCCGGAUUUUUGCUGUCCCCUUUUAUACUUUCCUCUUGGUUCUUUCUGGGUUUUAACUUAAAUCUUUCCUCUUGGUUCCUCCUGGGUUCUAUCUGGAAGUCUUUCUAGAUUUGCUUGUAUUGAAGGAGGAGCUAAAGUGAUUGUUGAAGAUGGCUGCCGCCUCAUCAUCUGCUUCUUUCUUUCGGUCUAGGGAGGAAAAUCAAAACCAGAUGAUGCAACAAAAUCCAUCCACUGCUGCUCCAACCACAGCGCCUCAAAAGAAAAAGAGAAAUCAACCUGGAACACCAAAUCCAGAUGCAGAGGUGAUAGCACUAUCUCCCAAGACCCUAAUGGCAACAAAUAGGUUCCUAUGUGAGGUAUGCAACAAAGGGUUCCAAAGGGAGCAAAAUUUGCAGCUUCACAGAAGAGGACACAACCUACCUUGGAAGCUAAAGCAGAAGACUACAAAAGAAGUGAAGAGGAAGGUAUAUUUGUGCCCUGAGCCCACAUGCGUUCACCAUGACCCUUCUAGGGCUCUCGGUGACCUUACUGGCAUCAAAAAGCACUACUCUAGGAAACAUGGAGAGAAGAAAUGGAAGUGUGAGAAGUGCUCUAAGAGAUAUGCUGUUCAAUCAGAUUGGAAAGCCCAUUCGAAGACCUGUGGCACUAGAGAGUACAGAUGUGACUGUGGCACUCUCUUCUCAAGGCGUGAUAGUUUCAUCACUCAUAGGGCUUUCUGUGACGCACUGGCUCAGGAGAGUGCAAGGCAUCCUAGCAACUUAAACACCAUCGGUACUCAUCUCUAUGGAAAUAACCACAUGAGCUUAGGCCUAUCUCAAGUGGGUUCUCAAAUUUCGCCAUUGCAAGAUCAGAACCAUCCAACUAGUAAUAUGUUGCGGCUGGGAAGCGCUGGUGCUGCGAAAUUCGAUCACAUAAUCCCUCCAUCUAAUUCUUCGUCCUUGCCAACGAUGCCUUCUUCUGGUUUCUUCAUAUCAGAUGCAAAUCAAGGUUCAUUUCCAAAUAAAUCCUUACAUGGGCUAAUGCAACUUCAUGAUCUUCAAAACACCUCCAACAACUCCUCCCACACCAAUCUCUUCAAUCUUGGCUUCUUUUCAAAUAAUGCUGCUACCCCCAGCCGAAUGAGUAACAGCGACAAUGCCAAUUCAAGCACCACAACCACCAACUUGGUGAAUUCAACCUUCAUGAAUCCAAAUCCAUUCAACAAUGGAAAUGGUGGCCAAGGGCUCUUCGCCAAUAACAUGGGUGAUCAUCAUGUUGACUCAGCUGGUAUCCCAUCUCUUUAUAGCAAUUCAAUGCAACAAGAAAACAUCACCCCGCACAUGUCUGCCACUGCAUUGCUUCAAAAAGCUGCUCAAAUGGGUUCAACUACUAGCAGCAACAACUCUAAUCUGCUAAGAGGCCUGGGAGGUUCUCCAUCAACGGGUACUAAAUCCGAUAGGCCACCACUGGUUUCUACUAACUUUGGCAGCAAUACUUUUGGCAAUGCAACUGUAGGAGAAGGUGGCCUAGGAACACAAAUGGAAAGUGACAACCAACUUCAAGGAUUGAUGAAUUCUCUUGCCAAUGGGGGCUCUUCCAUUUUCGGAGGUGGACACAGCCAAGAUAACAGCUUCGGGGGUUUUACCAGCAGCGGCAUCUCAUUGGAUCAGCUUCAUAAUAGCACGAAUUUUAGCAAUGUAGAGGAGGCAAAAUUGCAUCAAAGUCUUGGCGUUGGAUCAGAUAAGCUGACCUUAGAUUUUCUUGGCGUUGGGGGAAUGGUAAGAAACAUUGGUGGAGGUCAACAUGGCAUCAAUUUAAGCUCAAAUAAUAAACCUUUUUGAAGGGCGAAAAGCGCUUGAGAAGAAAACAAGACAGAAGUGGCAGUUUAGGUAUGCAUGUAUGUUUCUCUUUAUUAGGGUUUUGUUACAAGAAUUGCCUCAAGGAUUUCUUAAUUUCUAUCCUUUCAAUUAAUCUAUCUUUGUGUGUGUACUCAUGUGAUACGUUUCAGUGGAAUUCAACCUAAACCAUUCUCAUC